ACACUGCUUCGUUUGUACACAUAAACAAUUGAUUUUUCGCCAGCAAAUAAGAUGUCUAUGUCCGCGAAAAAAAUUGCCGAGGCUGAGGAACUGGUGCGCACUGCUGAAAAGAGCUUGAAGACAUCGCUAUUGAAGUGGGUGCCGGACUAUGACAGUGCCGCAGAUGAGUACUCAAAGGCAGCGACGGCGUAUCGAAUUGCCAAGUCAUAUGACAAAAGCAAGGAGUGUCUGCUGAAGGCCAUCGAUGCUUACAAGAACAACAAAUCCUGGUUCCAUGCUGCCAAGGCAUACGAGCAGCUUAUAUUGGUAUCCAAGGAUAUGGACAAGCUGACAGACGUUGAGGAGUAUGCCAACAAGGCUUGCAGUCUCUAUCAGCAGCAUGGCUCACCCGAAGCUGCUGCCUCAGCGCUGGAUAAAGCUGCAAAGCUGACAGAGUCGAAGCAUCCAGACAUGGCAUUGCGCUUCUAUCAACAUGCUGUAGAAGUUAUACUCAUUGAAGAUUCCACACGCCAAGCGUCCGAAUAUUGCUCAAAGGUGUCCAGGCUGCUGGUGAAGCUCAGACGCUACGAGGAGGCAACCAAGGCAAUUAAACAGGAAAUUGGACUGUUUCAGCAAACAGAGUCCUAUGGCCAAAUAGGACGCAUGGUUGUGGCGCUAGUGCUGGUGCAACUUGGUCUGGGUGACUCUGUGGAGGCGGAGAAAUCGUUCAAGGAGUGGGGCAACUGCUGUGAACCUGAGGAAGUGUCUACGCUGCAAACGCUGCUGCAGGCCUUUGAUGAUGAGGACGCUGAGAUGGCUGCCAGAAUGCUGGCAACGCCAUUCAUACGACACAUGGACGUGGAGUAUGCAAUCUUGGCUAAGAACAUUCCCCUACCACAGAGUCUGGAGGUGGAGAAGAAACCUGAAAGCGGCAACGCUAACAAAGUACAAGCGGAGGAGGAAGAGGACGACUUGUGUUAGGAAUUUCAUUCCAUACUUUUAUUGUUACUUAACUAUUAAUAACCAAAUUUUAAUCAAUUAAAGCCAAUUGCAAUAUAUAUAAACUGUUAUCACAACUACAACUAUAGCUAAUAUGAAUGCUUAAUAAAAUGCUAUUUAAAAUCUCUA
Molecule: messenger RNA, 1107 nt
Organism: Drosophila busckii
Lineage: Eukaryota; Metazoa; Arthropoda; Insecta; Diptera; Drosophilidae
Product: gamma-soluble NSF attachment protein
Exons: 1
Coding region: 52-960 (302 amino acids)
Biological process (GO): intracellular protein transport
Cellular component (GO): vacuolar membrane; SNARE complex
Molecular function (GO): syntaxin binding; soluble NSF attachment protein activity
Source: RefSeq, a predicted model, not a curated record